Messenger RNA from Knipowitschia caucasica, 3570 nucleotides. Lineage: Eukaryota; Metazoa; Chordata; Actinopteri; Gobiiformes; Gobiidae. The record is from the annotation of a GenBank genome assembly.
AUGUGCUGUCCUUCUCCUACCCCGUCCGCCCGCGUCUCAUCCGCGCACCGUGCCCUCUCUGCUCGCUGCUGCUGCUGCUGUGGUGGAGGUGCUUUUGGGUUAAAUCUGGGGUGGAAACAGAGAAAGGAUAUAUGCGCGACAAGCCCGGAUCUUGAGCUCGUUCGGUGCGGUAUGAACCAUGACUCCAAUAAAUCCUCAUCAUUAGGAAUGAUCUCCACGGCAACCCGCACCACGGCCACAGUCAGUCCCCUGAACCCGCUAACCAAUGGGAGCGCAGUGUCCCAGUCUGCAAACUCCGGAUUCGCUGCUGCCCUGCGUAAACUGGCCAAGCAGGCCGAGGAUCCCCGAGGUUCAGCCGUGAGCCGCGAGUCGUCUCCUGUGUCCACCCCGUCCACCAGCCACAGCUCCCCAGUGACCACUCCCAAGAGGACAUCCUUAGGCCCUCACCUGGGCCAGAGCCGGGGCCACACCAUCCCCAGCACCCCUCCAGUAGUAACCAUAGCCCCCACCAAGACCAGCAACAGCCUGUGGAGGUCCGACUCCAGGCAGGCUGAGGUGAGCGUUCGCGAUCGUCUGGAAAACCAGCCGCACCCACAAGACAAGAGGACUCCCCCCAUCUCCUCCCCCCGGCCUCUCCCACACCCCUUUGGCCUUCCACCCAGCGCUGUCAUGCAGGACCCCAGGAUACAGAGCCUCAGUUUGCCCGGGCAGAUGCACCCUGGGGUCCCUCCUGGUGCGGUCCCAGAGGAGUAUCUCCGAGCGCUCCGUCCCUAUGGCGCCUCAGAGGACCUCCGCCUGGCCUCGCUGCCCCUGGGCCUGGACCCUGCCGCUGCCCACGCUGCCCACGCUGCUGCUGCGUACUACCACCCAGCCUACCUCCACCACCCUCUGUCUCUGCAACGAAUGGAGGAGUCCCUGUGUCUCUCGGCUCUUCGCUCGCCGUUCUAUUCCGUGCCUGGAGGUGGCGCCUUCCCCUCUCUGCACCCGUCCGCUCUGCACAUGCACCUGCCUGGGAGCCGCUACCCCGGGGAACUCAACCACAACGCUCUGGCCGAGAGGCUACAGAUGGAGAGCGAGCUGCGCCAGCGAGAGCACGAGCGCGAACGCGAGAAGGAGAGGGAGCGAGCGGCCAAGGGAGCGGAGCGAGAGAGGGAGAGGGAGAGAGAGAGAGAGCGGGAGAGGGAGGACGAGGACAGACAGAAGGAACGCCACCGGGACAGACAGCAGCAGAUGGUCCGAGCGGCCGAGAGCCACUACCUGGCCGAGCUGCAGGCUCGCAGGGCACUGCCGGAGGACAGGCCACGUCCAGGAGAGAGGCUGACCCCAAACAGACCGGAUAAAGCCAAGGAGUCUGAGCACUUAAGUUUCACUGCUCCAAAACCUCUGCUGCAGUCCAGCCUGCACUCCUCCAGGGGUUCUGUCCCACACCCUGUGCCCAGCUUGGUGCCCUCACACAUGGGCAAGCAUCACAGUAGUCUGGCAGCUGCCAUGAUGAGUCAGAGGAUGAAUGAGGAAGUGUGGCUGACCCGACAAAGGGGGCAGGACCGAGAGCGGCCGUUGGAGCUGGACCUGCGCUCGCCGGGGAAGGCCCCAGAGCCAUGGAGAGAACAUCAAAGGCCCAACACUGUUCAUCUGAAUUCGCACAGUAAGGAGCCCCCUCCCUCCCUGGGUGCACCACCUCCCCUCAUCUCUCCUAAAGGACCUCCUACUCCAGCAGUCCCACCACCAACAACACUGUGGAACCCUGCCUCCUUUGUGGACAGCCCUCCAGCCCGUAAGAUGACCCCCACCACUCCCCCCAGCCGCCCGCCGCCUGGACUGACCCGCACAGACAGAGCGCCCCUCAUGUGGGGGGAGAGAACAGAGGACAGCAGCAGGAGGAGAGCAGAGGGCUUAGAGAGGCUCCCCUCUAUGAGGGGGACCAGCGUACACGACACAGGCUCCUGGGGCAAAGCUGAGCAGGACAGAACUAUUCAGAGUCUUUACCAACGCCAUCACAUCAACAACCUCCAGCAGAGGACAUGUGCCCCUCUGUCUGCUCCCCAGAGCAGUGCUGAAGUGGGGGUGCGGGACUGCAGGCGCUCCCCCACUCCUGUGCGAGAGAGGCACAGUCACAGCCGUGUGCCUGACAGUAUGCUCGUGUACGACGAGGUCCUACAGCAGCACCGGAGGCUGCUCAGCAAAUUGGACCUGGAGGAGAGGAGGAGGAAGGAGGCCCGAGAGGGAGGUUAUUACUAUGACAUGGACGAUUCUUACGACGACAGCGAUGAGGAGGAGGUGAAAGCUCAUUUGAGAAGAGUGACUGAACAACCUCCGCUCAAACUGGACACAUCCUCAGAGAAAGUGGACUUUUUGAGCAUGUGUGGUCUUACAACACUUUCAAAUCGCAAUGAGAUCCUUGCACAGAAGAGGAGGAAGAGGAGGAGGAUGCUGAGGGAGCGUAGUCCUUCUCCACCAGUGACUCAAGUCAAGAAGAAAGCCUGUCCGUCUCUGACCACACCGUUCACCGCUGACCAGAUGAACCGGACGCCUGAGCUGGGAGAGAAAAAAGACUUCCUCAGCACGUUCAGCCUCAGCCAUGUGAGCCCUGCCCAGAGGAGAGAAAAGCAGAAGACUGAGGAGCUGCUAAAGGCUAUUAAGAAGAAGACUGUCACACUGGACACUCUCAGAUACAACCCCGUACAUCCAUGUAGCACUCCCUCUCCUCCUCCCUUAAACGGUGACUCCAAAUCUGUGUCUCUUCCAAACGGACAUCCUUACCCAGACUCUCCCAGCCCCUCUCCCCCGUUCCUGCACAAGCCGAAGAAUCCGCCCCCUACCGACGCACUUAAGUCUUCCGUCGCUCCUUCCUCCCAGGCCCCCCACCACGAGAAGACGGACUUUAUAGAGCCAAACAGGAAGCCCCAUAGUCUCCACAACGGUACCGCCGACUCUCCCCUGAAAAAGGCUCCGAGCUGCGGGCAGAACGGGCGCAGCCGACCCUGGGAGAAGUUCACGCCGGAGGUCUUUGCUCAGCACUUCCACCAGGCGGUGCUGCAGUCCACACAUAACAAGGAGGGGCUCCUGACCGCAGACCACUCUCUGCCGCACAAAGCGUCUUCGCUGAAAGGCCCUCAGCCAAACCAGAGCACGGCGCACAUGAACGGUCACCACGGCCCUCCCCACGGCUCCAGCAGAGACCGGCCCCCAGUCUACGAGCCGCUGUCCGACGAGGAGAGCCAGUCUGGGCCGGACGAGGAGGACGAGGACACAGAGGAGUACGGCGCAGCCCCCAGAAAGUGGCAAGGCAUCGAGGCCGUAUUUGAAGCCUACCACCAGUACGCAGAAGAGCACAACAUAGAGAGGCAAGUCCUUCACAGCCAGUGCAAGAAGCUGGAAGCACACAACCACCACCUCACUCGGACGGCGGAGCAGCUCUCCCACACCAUGGGGGAGCUGAUGAGUCACAGGCAGAGGGUUCGUGAGGAGAAUGAGAGACUACAGGCCCAGCUGGAGCACUUCAGGAGGUGUCUGACUCUUCCCAACAUGCAGUGGGGCAGGGGCCAAGUCAACGGACACACGCCAAGGUGA